AUGGCCAAAUGGGAAAUACGUGCCGACUGCCGACUGGAGAAGUGGAGAUUGACGAGAUACGGGAGAGACCGACUCCGAUUGCGAGUCUGCGACUUCUCCCACUCUCACCCAAGACGCGGCCGACAAGGCGACGGCCCACAUUUGACGUUUCCUGUCACCGCCGCCGACGCCCUUCCGCCUGCCACAUCCUUUCACCGGUCUUCAUUCUUCUCGAAUCACGACAGUCGUGAGUCGACUGUGUCUUCGAGUCUCGAUAGUUCAUAUUCGUGUAUACGGUCUGUGACUUCACAUCCCCUGAUUACCGGGAAUAUAUUUCAAUGUCAAUGAAUGAAGAGUUGAAGGAAAUUAAUGGAUAUUGAAGAUGUAGUGAAUUGAUCAUAUAUUUUUUGGACAUGUCGGUAUUUUAUAUUUGUAAUUUUGGAUUUGUCGUAUUUUGCAUUUGUAAUGUUGGAUUUGUCUUUGUAAGAUUGUUGGAAUUGUCGUUUUGUAAUGUUGGAUUCGUAAUGUUGGAU
This is a messenger RNA of Lactuca virosa, 512 nucleotides long. The record is from the annotation of a GenBank genome assembly. Lineage: Eukaryota; Viridiplantae; Streptophyta; Magnoliopsida; Asterales; Asteraceae.